Messenger RNA from Apus apus (common swift), 2933 nucleotides. It is a transcript of the gene LRRTM4, whose product is annotated as leucine rich repeat transmembrane neuronal 4. Gene Ontology annotation, molecular function: protein binding. Lineage: Eukaryota; Metazoa; Chordata; Aves; Apodiformes; Apodidae. The record is from RefSeq and is a predicted model, not a curated record. The transcript is spliced from 4 exons. Bases 694 to 2541 code for a protein of 615 amino acids.
UCCAAAGCAUCAUCACUCUCUGGAAAGCCUUCCGAAUUAGACAAGAGCUGCCUCUCAGCACAGCUACAAAACACUUUAAACCUGACCAGCUAAAUGGAUAAACCUAUCCUGCAUAGCUUUUAAACUGGGGUCUUGCACAGCACAGGAUGCCUGCCUGCUUCAGGAGCUGGGGAGCUGGAGGAUGGAUUGCUGUGUCUGGGAAUGGCAAAAGGCAGCAGAAUGAGAGACGUUAGGUACCGGGAAAGAUUUUUUUAUUUCUCCCGGAGAAGUUGGUUCACCUGCCUGGUCUGCAAGAGCUGCUACUUCCUGAUUGCUACUUAGUGCUGAUGGUUCUCUGAUGACUUACACAAUGGCUCUCAGAGCUUAGAGUCCCUCCCUACCCCCCCACACACUCUCCCCUCAAUCCUUCGUCCUGUCUUCCCCACCCCCAACCCCUUCCCUGUCCUUUCCCUUCCUCAUCCCCAAAAUUCUUGCUUGUCCUCUCUAGGGAACUUUGUGUGGGUUUCUGGCAUGCACGCUGGAUGGCGGUGAUGUGAGUGGCAACCGUGCUGUGACAUGAAGAUUCUGAGGGUUUAAAGAGAAGGGAGCAGUUUGUAAAAGAGAAGGAGAGGCAAAGGGAAAGCUAAAAAAGGAAAGAGAGAGAAGAAAACAGCUGGAGAAAGGAGAAGGAGGACGUUUGUUGAUGACAAAAGGAUGGGUUUCCAUUUAAUUAAGCAGCUGAGAGGCAUGAGUGUGGUGUUAGUGCUGCUUCCCAUGGUGCUGUUUGUUACGCUUGCGGGGGCUCAGCGAGCUUGCCCCAAGAACUGCAGAUGUGAUGGCAAGAUUGUGUACUGCGAGUCUCAUGCCUUCAGAGACAUCCCUCAGAAUAUUUCUGGAGGGUCUCAAGGCUUAUCAUUACGGUACAACAGCAUCCAGAAGCUUAAAUCACAUCAGUUUGCGGGCCUCAAUCAGCUCGUAUGGCUUUAUCUUGACCAUAAUUACAUCAGCUCCGUGGAUGAGGAUGCAUUUCAGGGGAUCCGCAGGCUGAAGGAAUUAAUUCUAAGCUCCAACAAAAUUACCCAUCUGCACAAUAAAACAUUUCACCCCGUCCCCAACCUCCGCAAUCUGGACCUCUCUUACAACAAGUUGCAGGUGUUGCAGUCUGAGCAGUUCAAGGGGCUUCGUAAACUCUUGAUCUUGCACUUGCGGUCCAACUCCCUGAAAACCGUGCCCAUCCGAGUUUUCCAAGACUGCCGAAAUCUGGACUUCCUGGAUUUGGGCUACAACCGCCUCCGGAGCUUAUCCCGUAACGCUUUCGCUGGCCUUUUGAAGUUGACAGAGCUCCACUUGGAGCACAACCAGUUUUCUAAGAUCAAUUUUGCCCACUUUCCACGCCUCUUCAACCUUCGCUCCAUUUACUUGCAGUGGAAUAGGAUCCGGUCUAUUAGCCAAGGGUUAACGUGGACUUGGAGUUCCUUGCACAACUUGGAUUUAUCAGGAAAUGACAUUACAGGGGUAGAGCCUGGGACCUUCCAGUGCCUUCCCAACCUGCAAAAGCUGAACCUGGAUUCCAACAAACUCACCAACAUUUCUCAGGAGACCAUCAAUACGUGGAUCUCGCUCAUCUCCAUCACUCUGUCCGGAAAUAUGUGGGAAUGUACUCGAAGCAUUUGCCCUCUGUUUACUUGGCUUAAGAAUUUCAAAGGAAAUAAAGAAAGCACUAUGAUAUGUGCAGGCCCUAAACAUAUCCAGGGUGAAAAAGUGAGCGAUGCCGUGGAAACAUAUAAUAUCUGUGCUGAAAUCCAGGUAGUGGUUACUGAAAGAUCAUACCAGGCACCCAAAACCCCCCCGCGACCUGUCUUCAUUCCUAAACCUACCAUUUCCAAACUGGAAAGCAAUCAGCCGACGUCUGUUGUGCCAAGCCCAUCUGCAGACCUCCCAACCCCUGGAGUGGAACCAGAGUAUGAGCACGUUUCCUUCCACAAAAUCAUUGCUGGGAGCGUGGCCCUCUUUCUUUCUGUGGCCAUGAUUUUGUUGGUUAUCUACGUGUCGUGGAAGCGCUACCCAGCGAGCAUGAAGCAACUCCAGCAGCACUCGCUCAUGAAGAGGCGCAGGAAAAAGGCCCGAGAGUCUGAAAGACAAAUGAACUCCCCUUUACAGGAGUAUUACGUGGACUACAAGCCAACAAACUCUGAGACCAUGGAUGUAUCCGUUAAUGGAUCUGGGCCCUGCACGUAUACCAUCUCUGGCUCCAGGGAAUGUGAGGCUCUGCCAGGCAGUGGUGAGAUUUUACACAAAGGCUUUGAACUCUCUGCUCCAGCUUUUCUUCAUCCUCCAAAGGUUCCUCACCACAUGAAGACUUUACCUUAUUACAGUUACGACCAACCAGUGAUUGGGUACUGCCAAGCUCACAAGCCUCUCCAUGUCAAUAAGGGGUACGAGGCCAUGGCCCGGGAGCAGGCAGAGACAACCAACCUGGAACUGAGUCGGGACCACAGCUUCAUCGCCACCAUCGCCCGCUCGGCCGCCCCGGCCAUCUACAUCGAGAGGAUACCAAACUAACCACGGAGACAGCCUCUUCCAGAGGAGUGGGGAGCUCUUCUGAGGGACCUUUCAACUCAGAAGAGACCAGAGCAAGAAACUCAAAUCUACCAUUCCAGUGACAGAUGUUCCAACACAGACAAAGGGAAGGGGGAUCAAGCAAGCUCCGCAGACUGUGGGAGUGCUUGUCUUGCAGGACACAGAGAACUUCAGGAUUUUCUUUGCUUUAAACUUUCAAACAAAUUCCUCAAUGUAAAUAUUACAGAGAGAUUGUCAAGUUCUUAUUAAAAAAAAAGAAAAAAAAUAGAUUUCACUCUAGCUACAUAAAGGGAUGGAUUAAGAGUUUUGUUUGUAUAUUUGAUUUUUCUACAUUGCACGGUUCCGGGGAAGGAAGAACCACAGGUAAAAAUAAA